UAUAGCCUGAUGCAAACAAAAUGGAAGUUGACUGAAACAAGCGAUGAAAGGAAAGCUUACACGUGGAUGGGUCGACGCCAUUUACGGCAAAGAAAGUGAAGGGGUACCCUCCUUUCUCACGUUAUGAUUAAAUCACUAUUACACCUGCAUUCUGGAAGCUGUACAGUUCAACGCUCUAUUACCUAACUACGGCGGUUUAAACAAGAGGCCGAUUUCUUCCACAAACACAGAUCGGCAAUCAAUCGCCUAUGCUCUUUUCUUCGCAAGUCAGGGGCAUAUAUUUCACGAACGUGAUUGAAUCAAUUGCUUUAGUAGGGCAAAUGGUCGGUAGAUUGGGAAAAUUGGGUUGGCUUGAAUGUUCUCCCGGAUGAGAUCAGUUCUCAAUUGCUAGGUGAUUCAGUACCAGCCAUGAGGGAAAUACUGACGGUUCCUUGUAGAUAGGCAAUAAUUCCCAGUUGACUCAUAGUUUGGAAGGAAAGGAGUUCCUCUGUCCCUGAUGUGUGCUGUCACGCUGUGUGGUCAGCAAUGAUGGAAGCAAGAAUUUGGAGCAAUCUGCCUGAGGAUGUAAUAGAUAGAAUCCUUGCAAAGCUACCAGCAGAAUCCUUUCUUCGCCUUAGGUGCGUAUGCAAGAAAUGGAAUGCUCUUCUAUCAUCACGAAGCUUUCUUUCGCUUUGCAGCAAAAUAUCACACAGGCCAUGGUUAGUGAUGUUGAAGCGCCGGGACCACAGAAUUUGCAGGGCAUAUGAUAGCUUUCUCAGUAAGUGGCACACCAUAUCCCUCUCAUUUCUUCCUUAUCCAACAGCAGAAGUUGUUGGGGCUUCAGGUGGCUUAUUGUGCUUGAAAACCCAAUUCUGUCUUUCUGUUUGCAAUCCCCUAACAAAAAUGUGGAGAGAGUUUCCCUACCAUUCAUUUGAACGUAAUUGGAAUGCUGUUGCAUUGGUGGCUGGAGAAGGUCUUCAGGGCUACUACAUUUUAGUGGCAGGUACUUGUUUUGAUAGGAGGACAGAGAUCUAUGACUCUGUAAGUGAUACCUGGAAAAGAACAGAGGAUGUGCCGAUGCAAACAAAUCUGAGAUAUGACGCAACUUAUUGUGAUGGUAUGAUAUAUUUUAGCACAUCAGAGGCAUUUGGGGCUAUGGGGUAUGAUAUGAAAAGAGGGUCAUGGAGGAGGGUGGAAGCUACCUCACCCAUGCCCUUGCCGGACUCACUUGUAUGCAGUCGUCUGGUAAGUUGUAGCAGUCGGCUUUUUCUUGUUGGUGGAGUUGGAGAGAAUGGAAUAUCAAGGAGCAUCUGGGUGUGGGAGCUGAAUGAGCAGGGAACAGAAUGGAGGGAGGUCCAGAAGUUGCCAGAGAUGAUGUGCAAGAAAUUCCUUGCAAUUUCAUACCACAAUUAUGACCAAAUAUGCUGCGUAGGCCAUGAAGACUACAUCUGCCUUUCCUGUUUUACGUCACCUCAAGUUCUUGUUUACAAGUUGCCGCGCCGGACAUGGCAUUGGCUGCCUAGAUGUCAAUCUAUACCUGAUGAAGCAAGUUAUGGCUUCAAAUGGUUUUCUUUCACUCCCAGUUUGUAUGCGUUGGUCUAGUUUCUUUGCCUUGUUCUUGAUCAUGAAAUUUAAUGUAGUUUCAAGGUUGCAGAGUUGACCAUUACUCUCCUUGCAGCCUGAUUAUGCAUUGUUUUUUCCUUUUUUUAGCAUAUGAACACCAUCACAGCAGUAUUUAUCUAGAAAAUAUUUCAGAAUACAGUUAAGUUCAGCGGUUGUGGGAUUUUGAAUACAACUGAAUUAUUGAAGUA
This is a messenger RNA of Cryptomeria japonica (Japanese cedar), 1790 nucleotides long. Its product is annotated as F-box/kelch-repeat protein At5g43190. The record is from RefSeq and is a predicted model, not a curated record. The transcript is spliced from 2 exons. Gene Ontology annotation, molecular function: protein binding. Lineage: Eukaryota; Viridiplantae; Streptophyta; Pinopsida; Cupressales; Cupressaceae. Bases 526 to 1581 code for a protein of 351 amino acids.